AUGGGGAGUUGGUCUAGUGAACACAGUGAAGGGUUUGGUGGGCUAGGACUGGCUGUCAGAUCAGUAACAGAGCUUCAUUUUGGUAGUUGUAUUUCCAUUAAACCUGGUGAUGAUGAUGCUUCAUGGCCUGCAUCAGGUGUUGAAGACUUAAGUUUGAAUACAAAGGAAGGAGAGGAGAGGCCAGCAACUGGAACAAAGGACGAUCGUAUCACUGAAAGUGUUCCACAAGCGCAAACAAUUAAUGACUGUUUGACUUCUGCUGACAGGGCAGAUAAAAAUGAUAGACGUGUUACACUGUCAGCAUUAGCAUUCACAGAACAAACUGAGGAAUCACCUUGGGAUUCUGAGAGUAAUUCUGAGAGUCUUCCAGAAACAUACGUUGUUCAUUUACCUGUAAAUGAACAGAAAGGGGCAAGUACAUUAAAACAACAAGUAGAAGAUUUUUCUGGAGAACUAGACUUAGAAAUGACAACAGAAAAAGAGGAAGAAAGUUGUAAUGAAAGUGAAAAUAAACACCUGCAGGUUGAAGAAAUGGAGAAGCACCAAAAUGAUGAAACGGCAGUAUUAGAAAGCAUAUAUUCUGCUGCUGCUGCUGGACUAAUGCAUCCAAUAGGGAGUGGAAAAACUGAUAACAACCUAUGUCCUAUUACGGAAAAUGAAGAAUCUCAUGGAUAUUCAAAGAAAACUUCUAGUGACAAGGAAGAGGUCAAAGAAACAAUUGAUUCUAUGGAUGACUUCAAUGACUUAGCUUUGUCAUCUGAAAGAAUUUCGGAGGUUUUCCACAUGCCUGACUGUCAUCAUAUGGCUUGCAUGUUGCUAAUUGAACAGCAUGAUUUUGCCAGUUUAUUGAAAACCCAGAAUGCGGUUCUUUCAAAUGAAAGACAAAUAGAACGUAAAAAAGAUCAAUGUGAACAACUUAAAAGAAAAAAUAAAGAAAUGGAAAAUAUGGCUAAGGGACUACAAAAGAAUCUAUCAAAAACAAAAGAAAUAAUAUCUAAGUUGGAGCUUCAAAAAAUAAAAUGGGAGGAUGAACUCUGCAGUUUGAGAUUUACUCUAAAACAAGAAAAACAAAAAAGAAUAAAUGCUGAAAGCUUAUAUGGAAAGAUUCAGGAGGAACUAACAAAAAGAGAAGAGCAGUAUAAGAAAGAAGUUGAAAUGAAACAAGAACUUGAAUUUAAUCUUAGAGCACUAGAUAUGGAAUUGAGGACUCUAAGAAAUCAUGUCAAUCAGGUUUCUAUGAGACAACUUCAAGAAGAACUGGCCAAUACCCUAAAAACACUGUCUAUGUCAGAGGCUUCACUGGAGGUGAAAUCACGUUGUUGUACGAAUUUAGAAGAUGAGGUAAAAGACUUAAAGGAAAAACUGGCUCAGAGUAAGAAUCAGGUUGAUGACCUUACUGCAAAACUGGAAACUGUUUCUUCAAGAAACCAAGUUCUUAUUCAGGAAUUAUCAUCUAUGAAAGAAUUACAAAGGAAAUGUGAAAAGCUAGAGAAGACUAAAAAGAAGUUGGAACAACAAGUAGUAAAGCUCAGAAGUUCUGUAGAAGUCAACAUGUUAGAAUAUAGUAAAAUGGAACAAUAUAAACGGGAUUUUGAAGAAACUAUAAGAUUGAACGUAGCAGAAAAAUUAAAAGAAGUUGAUCUAUUUUUAGAGAUGCAAGUAGCAUUUCAAGACAGCUUAGCACAGGUAAAAGAAAAUAAUUAUGCUUCAGUAAGAAGUCAAAUGGAACUCAGAAUUAAAGAGCUGGAAUUUGAAUUAUCCAAAAUGAAAAAAACUCAAGAUGUUACUAAAACAGAAUUGGACAGAUACAAGCACCUCUACCUAGAAGAAGUAAGACAUCGAAUAUCAUUGAAAAAUGAACUGAACAAGACUAGUGCGGCCAAUAUGAGGCCAGCCCCAUAUCUGCCUUAUGGUAUAAAUGUUAAUAAUAAUAGCUCGCUAUUCAAUAGAGAUGUUUCUCUAAGAGAAAACAUGGUGAUUCGUACCUCAAACUCAAGGCGUUCAAGUAAUGACAUCGAUACUUACAUCACCAAGGCGCUGCAGGAGUUUGAAGAAACUCUAUCUAGAGCAGCAAAGGAAGCUGCUACUGAAUUUGAAUUAGGCUUACCUGGUGAGGCCACCUCUUUAGAAUCUACUUUUGAAAGACAUACAGAUUGUGACGACGUAACAAAAGCAUACAGAGAGUACUCAGAGUUUCUGAAGCAAAAGUAUAGCAUCUAAAAGAUAAAUAGUAAAAAUUUAUUUACUGGAUGUUUACACAACAUUUUAAUUGUUUCCUAUUAAAUGUAUGAUAUGCAAAAAUCUUUAAUAAAGGAAAA
Messenger RNA from Mustela lutreola (European mink), 2318 nucleotides. RefSeq names its product ankyrin repeat domain-containing protein 26-like. The transcript has 18 exons. Bases 1 to 2220 code for a protein of 739 amino acids. NCBI's taxonomy places the organism in Eukaryota, Metazoa, Chordata, Mammalia, Carnivora, Mustelidae. The record is from RefSeq and is a predicted model, not a curated record.